Molecule: messenger RNA, 1182 nt
Organism: Pecten maximus
Lineage: Eukaryota; Metazoa; Mollusca; Bivalvia; Pectinida; Pectinidae
Product: L-proline trans-4-hydroxylase-like
Exons: 7
Coding region: 1-819 (272 amino acids)
Source: RefSeq, a predicted model, not a curated record
AUGGUAUGGCAUUAUACAGCACGUUCAGGUCACACUUUCAUUAAUUACAGAGGUUUGUUUGAUGAUAAAGAAAUGACUAAUCUGCGUAAAGUCUUCGAAGAAUCUGACCUUGUCACAAAACAUGGGUUACAAGUUGGCGAUGAAUCGGGCAAGAAAACUAAAAUUGCACUAUGGACCCAUCCCGGAAGUGACGUAUCUGGAAUGAUGGCGCGAUCUGAUAAAGUUGUGAAGACAUGUGAGGACUUGUUGGAUAAAGGUGAAGUAUACCACUACCACGGUAAAUUACUGUACAAGGACGCAUUCACUGGUGGAGCUCACUUGUGGCAUCAAGACUACGGGUACUGGUAUAGGAAUACGUGUCUCGUGCCAGAUUUGAUGACAGUUUUCGUUGCCAUUGACAAGUGCGCCAGAUCAAACGGAUGCUUGCAGAUCCUGCCUGGGUCACACAAGUGUGGACGAAUUGACCACGAAAUGGUCUCGGAUCAAAUGACUGCCAAGGCAGAUCGCGUGGAGGCAAUAAAGAAUGUCUGCCCGCUGGCAUAUGCAGAGAUGGAACCAGGCGAUGCAUUGUUCUUCCAUUGUAACCUGCUACACUGUAGUUCCGCUAACGACAGUCCUGAUAGGAGGUGGGCCUACCUGAUAGCGUACAACACCAAGGACAACAACCCUAUAGUGCCCCACCAUCACGCCCAGUACACACCAAUACAACGGGUCCCUGACAGUGCUGUGGCAGAGUGUACAAACUAUACUGACUUUACCGGCAAGGAAUUUCUGACUGGUCACGAGUCCAAGUCCAAGCUCGACGAUCGCGAAACAUAAAUGUUCCUCAACGUUUAUGUGGCAAUAGUACGCACUUCCUGUUAGCAAAUGAACCUAUUAUUAAACCUCUAUCACGCGUCGUAGUCCAUCCAUGUUUACAAAAAAAACUUGUUAAUAAUUAACGUCACCAGUCCUCGUCCAAGACAUUUCUGUAUCCAUAUGACGCAUAGUAUGAUUCCAGUCAUUACACAGAUAUCAUACUGGUUGCAUCAUUGGUAUAUUCGAUACUGGGGAUAGAAAGAACAAGUCAAUAUUAUCUUUUCUUUCCAAGACCACUUCUUUCACGUUUGAUGAUACACAACAAGCACUUUACAGAACCAUGGAAUAUAACAAUAAAAUAUUUUGUUUAAUUUGUAUUUGUUU